This is a messenger RNA of Stegodyphus dumicola, 831 nucleotides long. RefSeq names its product zinc finger protein 107-like. The record is from RefSeq and is a predicted model, not a curated record. NCBI's taxonomy places the organism in Eukaryota, Metazoa, Arthropoda, Arachnida, Araneae, Eresidae.
AUGGAGUUCACUAAGAAAUAUGUGUUAGUUCCAGAAGAGAUGAUGACAAAGCAUACCAUUUCUGAUAAACAGUUAAGUGAAUUGGAUAAAGCCAUGAUGCAUAUUUUAAACAGUUCAGAUGACGAUCGUGAGAAAUUAGUGCGUUAUUAUGAACUUUUACAAAAGAAAUUGAACUUAAAGGAAUACAAUUCACCCUUUAAACCUCCUAAAGACGACUCACAAAAUUCUUUAGACGAUUCAGCUGAGAUGAAGAAAGUGAAAGAGGAAGAAGAAGAAGCCCCCUCUUCUGUGACAGACGGCGACAAACAGAUGACUGUAACUGAUUAUUCUACUGUUAUCUUAGACAGUGUACCUUUACGAAUGAGAAGAAAAGCACAAAAUGCAUUAGCUAUUUUAAAGCGACAUCCUGAUAUUCUUAAGUGGAAUGAUAAAGGCGAGUUUAUCGACUUUGGAAUUCAGGAGGAGGAAUUCAACUCUCUAACUUCUGAAAGAAUGGAACCUCAACCAAGUACAAGAGAGGUUUGCGACAUAUGUGGUAAAAGUUUUAGUAAAAAGAGUAAUUUAGUUCGUCAUUCGAAAACACAUGAGGGAAAAAUCUUUCACUGUGAAGAAUGUCAGGCUCAGUUUACGAGAGCAGAUAGUUUACGAAGACACAUACAAAAUAUUCAUGUUAAAAAAAAUACCUUUUCAUGUGAAAAAUGCAACGACGUGUUUAGCAGAAAACAUGAUUUAAUGAAACAUAACCGUACUCAACAUGGUACUGUUCAAAGUAUUAAAAGGAAAAGUAAUAACCCCCAUCCAUUAAACAAGCGAAUGAAGCGUCGGCCUUAA